UGUAAUUAUUGCUUUAUCAUAUUCGCGUGAUUAAGUUAAGUUAAUCUACCAAACUAUAACUAGAUAACUCUUUUAAUAGAGUGAAUUUUAUAUAACUAAGCCGUGUCACACUAACUAACUAGUUAGAUUGAGGCCGGACCAGGUGCUAAUAUCGAAUCCGCCCCGCUCAGCCUUGGAUCGGCAGUCCGAAGAAAGUACUUAACCCGGGCUCUUCACUCUCUCAACGUUGUCACUCCAUCAACGAUCACUCCAUCAACGACCUCGAAAGACAAACAAGAAGGAAAUAUGGGCUUAAAUAGUACCAGCAAACGUUUUGUCUGCAAGUUCAAAUCCCUGAGUCUUUAUCGCCGAAAAGAAUCGCCCAGUCCCCAUACUCUGUUAUGUGACCUGCCACUAGAACUAGUCAAACUAGUGGCCUCCUCGUUGCAGCCAGCUGAUUUGGGGGCUUUGCGAAUGACAUGCAAAGUCCUCUAUGGAAAAGCAUCCUCUGUGUUUUGGAGUGCCUCUUUGCAAAGUAUCAAGACUGAUCUAUCCCGUGCCAAUCUGGGAGAGCUAGAGACGAUCUCAAGGGACGCUCAACUAUGGCAUUAUGUGAAACAUAUGGUUUUUACAGGUUUCGAUGAGUGCCUCGAAAAUCUUGGAGAAGGAUACAAAUGGGGUUCACAUCGCCAUCAGUCUGGCCAUCUCGUCAAUCUCCAGGAACAUCCUGCUGUGAAACGACUGGGUGAAAUCCUCUGCCAACUGGUCAACUGCAAGUCAUUCGAGAUACAUGCUGUUAUCACCAAGGUUAGAGAUCAGUCAGAUAAUGACAAUUUCAGACCAACAGACUCAAUCACAGCACUCCUGGACAUUGUUGCAAGGACCCAUCAUCCUGUCACUGCACUUAUAGUCAAUUUCAUGGAUGAAUCUAACUAUGCUCCAGACCCUCAGCGACUGCGAGUUUCAGACAAGGACCAAUUCAUUGCAAUCGGGCAGCACCUUGAAGAGUUGAAGCUGAUAUAUGAACUUGAUGAUGGCAUUGUUCGUGAUUGGACAUUCAAUAUGCUCCUUCACACCCCCAAUCUUCGCAUGCUGCAUCUCAAGGGCCUAGGUCUGAGUGGCGGCACAGAACUUAUCCAUCGUCUUGCAUCAGCAGGUCCCCCAUGGUCACAAUUACAGGAACUUCAUUUAAAAUGUAUCCCAGCGUCAAUUGAGGACCUAAUGGUUCUACUCCAGAGAUGCCGACAUAGCCUCCGGGUUUUCAAAAUAGAUAUUAUGCGAAUGUAUGCAAAUGUUGAGGACAUAAAACAAAUGUUGAGGACUCUCAGCAUCAGCUUUCCGGCAUUAGAGUCAGUCUCAUUUAAUAGUUUUACGCUUGGUGUGGUCCGGAGGGAUUAUUUCAUCCACUUCCCUGUGGUUACUGAGAAUCCUUUUGUCGAUGAAUCGCAGGGCACAAAGUUUGAGUUCGCAACCAAUAAUACACGUGGGUGGCCGAGGGUUUUUCGUGUGGCUUACUCAGGCCCAAAGAUGGAUGUUGCUUUGGAUAUUCUCGCGAGGACAGUGGAUGGUGCUCCUGCUAGCAUAUCAUAGUAUAGAAGAAAGAGAUAAUGAAAGGACAGCGAGAACAAAUAUCACCACCAACGAAUCGCGGC
Messenger RNA from Aspergillus glaucus CBS 516.65, 1631 nucleotides. RefSeq lists its product as uncharacterized. Gene Ontology annotation, molecular function: protein binding. The record is from RefSeq and is a predicted model, not a curated record. NCBI's taxonomy places the organism in Eukaryota, Fungi, Ascomycota, Eurotiomycetes, Eurotiales, Aspergillaceae. The transcript has a single exon. The coding region runs from base 286 to 1569 and encodes 427 amino acids.